Drosophila gunungcola (fruit fly) is the source of this 672-nucleotide messenger RNA. Its product is annotated as tRNA 2'-phosphotransferase 1. NCBI's taxonomy places the organism in Eukaryota, Metazoa, Arthropoda, Insecta, Diptera, Drosophilidae. Bases 1 to 672 code for a protein of 223 amino acids. Gene Ontology annotation, molecular function: tRNA 2'-phosphotransferase activity. Gene Ontology annotation, biological process: tRNA splicing, via endonucleolytic cleavage and ligation. The transcript is spliced from 2 exons. The record is from RefSeq and is a predicted model, not a curated record.
AUGUCCAAGUUCUUACUAACGAGACGCGUAAGUUUAAUUCGCAAACAAGCUAACAAACGGCAAAUCGAUGUGCAGCUAAGCAAGAAGCUGUCCUGGUUGCUGCGGCACGGUGCAAAAACGGAGGGAAUUCCCAUCCGGGAGGAUGGCUUUGUGAGUGUUUCCGAUUUGCAGGAGCACCCGCGGUACAGGGCCUUUACCUUGGACAAAUUGGAGGGGAUUGUAUCCACGGAUGCCAAACAGCGAUAUACUCUUCGCUGGAAUGAAGAUUGUGGACUCCACGAAAUUCGCGCCAAUCAGGGACACUCUCUUUCGGUGUUGGCUGGCGAAGGUGGCGGUCUGGAGAGGAUUACCCUCAAGGGACAGGUUCCAUUGGCAGUCCACGGCACCUUCUACCGCCAUUGGGAAGCGAUAAAGACCCAAGGUCUUAGCAGGAUGAAGCGCAACCAUGUGCAUUUUGCCAGCAGCGAUAGAACCGACUGCACCCUCAGUGGAUUCCGCAGCGAUUGUCAAAUUUUGAUAUAUCUUAAUGUAGAAAAGAUUUUAGCGGAUGGCAUACCUUUCUACCGCUCUAGCAAUAGUGUACUGCUCUGUCCAGGAAUCAAUGGCUUUAUAUCCAAAUCAUAUUUCCUAAAGGUGGUGGACAGGAAAACGGGGCAGUCUCUUACUUAUUGA